AUGGCUGACGGCUCAGCCGGCGUCAGCGAUCGCGAGGCUCUUCGCGCUGUCGCCAACGAGCUGCUCGACUUGGAAAGCGAACGAGACUAUAAGCAAGCCGUCGCCCAAUCCUACGACACGGCACCGGGCAAUCCGCAAGCGUACUCCGAGUCGAAGAAGGAAACUUUGAAAGAAUAUAAGGCUUUGCUAAAGAAAAUCGACGAGAAAAAGCAGCAGAAGCAAGCUCUGGAGCAACGAGUACGGGCGGCCAAGAACGAACGAAACCACUCGAGUACCGCAACUACAUCUGGCGAUAUGAAUCUUUGGUCGCCGAACAACAAUGGUUGGGAACAAGCAUCGUAUCCGUACAGGAUGUCGGCUGGUACUAGCUCAUCUGCAUCCCAAGGAAUGCCGAGAGCUUCUUGGAACAUAGCCAACUCGUCAUUCUCCCUGCCCGCUCAGAGUACCAGUUACUAUGGAGCCGACCCCUUCGGCUCAUCAGGUCGAAACACACCUGUGAACAACAAGAGAUCGUAUGGAAGUACCUCCCUUGACGUGUCCAGUCCCGGUCGCAACAAGACUCAGCGCAUAAGUGAUGUGCCGGCAGAUGUCAUUGACCUUACUGGGGAUGAUGAUGAUAUCAGCACAUCGAUCUCGCUCUCAAUGCCACAUGGCCAGCAGGCACUUAGUGGCAGGCACGCCUUGGCUGCUUCCAACUGGACAAGUGGCCGCCAGCGGGACUCCCCAUCUAUGGCGUUGCCUUUUGGCUCUGGAUCGAAUUUGGCUGCCGCUCAACCAGGCCGCAACGGCUAUCUUAACGGAAUGCCUGGCUCAUAUCCUAAUUCCACUUACGGAAACGGCUUCUCGGGACCACUUUCCACACCUAGCGCAACUCUUGAUAGCUCGGAUCUUAGGACUCUAAUGCCCGGGACUUUUGUGUCGGACGAUGACGAUGACUAUGGCUCUCCGUUCACAACUGCUGGCCGGCUUCUUAACUCGCGAACGAAUCCUUCUUCCUUCCGGUCAUCUCUCAGUACUGCCGACGUAAUUAACAGAACUAGGAACUUCAAUUUCAUGGAUCUGACUGAUGGAUAUGGAAACCCAUUGGAUGCCCGCGUCGCGUCUAUAAUGCAGGAUAUCAACGACGAUCCACGCAAAUCCCGGGAAGAAGUUGAAGCACUCUUGAGAAAUGUGCACGCAGGUAUGGAGAUCCCUGAGGAGGACCGUGAGGGAACACCAGACGCCAUGAGAUAUCCUCUUUACGCUCAUCAGCGAGUCGCCCUCACGUGGAUGAAACGCCAGGAAAACAAUACUAAUAAAGGGGGGAUUCUUGCUGAUGAUAUGGGCUUGGGAAAGACCAUUUCCGUUCUGUCUCUGAUGGUAUCUCAUAAACCGGAAAAAUCUCCCAAGACAACUCUUAUUGUUGCCCCUCUUUCUCUCAUCCGGCAAUGGGAAGAUGAGAUUAAAAAGAAGAUUAAAUCUUCUCACGCUUUGUCUGUACAUGUUUACCACAACACACAAAAGAUUAAAGCAACGGAGCUCAUGAAAUUUGACGUUGUCUUGACCACUUACGGAACCCUGGUUUCCGAAAAGAAGAAGCUGGCGAACUGGUGGAAGGAUCUGAACGGCCGUCAGGCCAACACGAAAACAGACCCAACUUUGGCUAGUUCGGUAUCCCUCUUCCACCCCAACUACUCAAUGUUCUAUCGCAUAGUCCUUGACGAAAGCCAAAUGAUCAAAAACCGCAACGCGCAAGCUGCUUUGGCAGCAGCUGCGCUGCAAAGUAAGUAUCGUUGGUGUCUUUCUGGGACUCCAAUGAUGAACGGUGUCGACGAGCUCUUCUCACUGUACCACUUCCUCAAGAUCAAACCAUACUGCGAUUGGAAUAAGUUUCGGGUCGCCUUUGGUGUACUAUUUGGCAAGCGAGGAGACCCCAAAUCCCAGGCCAUGCGAAACCUGCAGGUUCUCCUCAAAGCCACAUUAUUGCGGCGAACCAAGACGUCGGAAAUAGACGGCAAGCCUAUUUUACAACUGCCCGAGAAAACCGAAGAGAUUGUCUUUGCUGUUCUCGAUGAAGAUGAGCGGAAGUUUUAUACCGAUCUGGAGACCAACUCGCAAGUACAAAUCAACAAGUACCUUCGGAAGGGCACCCUGGGCAAACACUACUCUCACGUCUUGGUGCUGCUGCUUCGUUUGCGUCAAUCCUGCUGCCACCCGCAUCUGCUACUCGACUCGGAUGAGGCAGUACCCGAGGUGGAUGACAGAAUGCUGGAACGGGUGAAGACACUGUCUGACGCCGUCAUUUUACGACUCACCGAGAAGUCCCGCUCCCUUGGAAAUGCCGACGCUAUCGACGAAGGUUUUGAGUGCCCCAUUUGCUACGACAUGAUGCCGGACCCUACCAUUCCGCUUCCCUGCGGACACGAGCUCUGUGCCGGCUGUUUAAAGCAGCACAUUGACAACGCCAAGCGUGACAACAUUCGGAACGGAGAAGAGAAUAGUCAGGUUAAGUGCGCUGUCUGUAGAGGCCCUCUGGAUCCGGAAAACAUCAUUACGUUUUCUGCAUUCAAGAGAGUUCACAUGCCUGAUGAAACCAAUGGAAGCUCUGAUGACGAAGAUGAGUCUGAUGGCUCAGUUUGGAGCAGUGACGAGGACGAGGCCGAUAAGAAGGAAGAAGAUGAUGAAGAAGUCGACAAAAACGGAGACCUCAAGAACUUCAUUGUUCCUGACAACAUCUAUGACAACAUUAGUGAUGCCGAUGAAGAAAAGCUGUCUGUUACCCCAGAGCCGAAGCCGAUAUCUAAAAUGGCUAAGAAGAAGGAGAAGAAGGUUGUGUCGCCUAAUAAAAAGGCACAGAAAAGAUUGAAGAAGAUCAAGGGGUCAAUGCUGUAUUCUCUUCGUAAGGAUGCAAAGAAAAACGCCGCUGCCUGGAGGGACUAUACGAAGUACCUCAGUCACCAUUGGCUCAGCUCGGCAAAGGCUAGGGCGUGUAUGGAGCUUCUUAAGAAAAUCCAGGAAACCGGCGAGAAAACCAUUGUCUUUUCGCAGUGGACCAUGAUGCUGGACCUUCUGGAGGUGGCUAUCAAGAAGGAGGGUCUCAAUAUCAAGCAUUGUCGCUACACCGGCGAGAUGUCUAUGGCCGAGCGCGAUGAUUGUGCAACAAGGUUCACGACAGAACCUAGCGUCAAGGUCAUGAUGGUCUCAUUGAGAGCUGGCAAUGCUGGUCUCAACCUUGUUGCAGCGUCGAACGUCGUCAUCAUGGAUCCCUUCUGGAAUCCGUACAUCGAGAUGCAGGCUGUGGAUCGAGCCUACCGAAUCGGCCAACAGAAACCUGUCAAGGUGUACCGUGUAUUAACUCAACAAACAGUCGAGGAUCGUAUCAUCCAGCUUCAGGAGAAGAAGCGAGCUACAGUUGAUGCAGCUUUGGAUGAACGGGAGGGCGCGAAGUUGGCUGGUCUCAGCAUGACAGAGUUGCGCUUUUUGUUCAACCUUUGA
Colletotrichum truncatum is the source of this 3474-nucleotide messenger RNA. Its product is annotated as swi snf family dna-dependent atpase. Lineage: Eukaryota; Fungi; Ascomycota; Sordariomycetes; Glomerellales; Glomerellaceae. Gene Ontology annotation, biological process: double-strand break repair via homologous recombination. The record is from RefSeq and is a predicted model, not a curated record. Gene Ontology annotation, molecular function: metal ion binding; ATP-dependent chromatin remodeler activity; ATP binding. Gene Ontology annotation, cellular component: cytoplasm; nucleus.